UAAAGAAAGUUGUUGUAGGGUUGAACAUUGGCAUCUUCUUUUUGGAAAAUAACACAUUUUUUAUUGAAAACCUUAACUUAAUAUGUCUGUUUUCAAGUUCUUUAUGUGGAUAUUCAGUUAAAGUGGCACGUGUGAUAUUCGUGUAGAUUUUAUAGAGAAAAAUGGCAAGAAAAGUUGGUAAAGAUCGAAAUAGAUUUCUAGCUAAGUUGGUGACUGAAAACAAGGCACCGUGUGCAUUUUGCAAACGUGAAAUUGAUGAUGAAACUACGUUCGGAAAGCUGUAUGCCAUUGGGGACAUACAAUGCCAUUAUUUUUGUGUUUUAUUAUCAUGUUGUUUGGUGCAAAAAGGCAAAGAUGAAGAUGGUCUUUUUGGAUUUCUUUACCCAGACAUCUUAGCUGAAGUGGAAAGAAGUAAGAAGCAUAGAUGCUCGUAUUGCAGUAAGGAUGGGGCCACACUGGGUUGUAGCAUCAGUCAGUGCAGGAAGCAGUUCCACCUGCCUUGUGGACGAGAAAAGAAUGCUGUCUCCCUGUUCUACGGAAACUAUAAGUCAUUUUGUCAAUUGCAUGCGCCGAAACAGAGAAUUCCUGAUGUUAUUAUGAGCAAGGCUAAAGUAAGAAUGCUGGAGAAACGGAAGGCACUGAAAAAUACGAUAAACCAAAAGAUUGAGACAGAAAAAGUGAAUGACUUUCCAGAUUCUAUCAAAGCUGAAUAUGUGUGUGUCAUCUGCUACGAAGAUGUUGAUCCAUUUCCAACUCUGCAAACUUUCUGGCCUCCGUGCUGUGCCCGAGACGCAUGGUUUCACAGAUCAUGCAUACAACGAAUGGCAUUGAGUGCAGGCAUGCAUUACUUGAAAUGUCCUUUGUGCAACGAUAAAAAUAAUUUCUAUCAAGCAGUCGUUGAACAAGGAUACUAUGUUCCUGAUAGGGAUGCUGCUUGGGAGUUGGAACAGAAUGCUUUCGCUGAAAUCUACGAACGGCCUUUAACAUGCAACGUGGAAGAUUGCCUCUGUCCAAUGGGAAGGAAGCAUUGCGCUGAAACCGGGUUAUGGGAUAUAAAACUAUGUCUGCUGUGCGGAAGUGCUGGCGUUCACGAAGGUUGUACAGAUGAAGAUAUAUCGACAUAUAUAUGUCGGGAUUGUAUAUCCGCCGCGCCUAAAGAGCCCGACGAACUCGCCAAACUCGCAGCGACCAUAGACCAAGUGAUAGCCAGCGAACAAGCCACGGUUUCUACCACAAGAGCCAGGCAUCCUGUGAUGCCUUCACGAAUGUCUUUGAGAAGAACCAAGCAAAGGAUCGCUUAUACUGACCCGAGUUCAUCACGUCACGACAACGGUUACAUCAAAACUGAGACAACAGAGGAAUUCCCAGAUACAGUCACAUCACGAAGAGAACUCAACCUUAAAUCUCCUAAGCGUAGGAUCAAAAAUGAUAGUCAAGAUUCUACCAAACCGUGCGAUAACAUGUUACUGUCUCCGGUGAAACUUCUCGAGUUGAAGUUAGCGGAGAGAGGCACGGAGAAUGUUCUAGAAGAUAGUCUGGUGCAGAGGCUGAAAGAGAAGAUAGGGAAACCUAGACCGUUGAGUGUGAAGCAGAAGAUUUUUGACAACAUUCUGGGUGAUAUAAUGAAUAAUGUCACAAGGGAGAAAAGGAAAUCCAAGGAGCCGGUGAGGGAAUGGAACUCCCCCAAAAAGGAAACAGAUGUUAAGAAUGAAUGUGAAAUACAGAAUGUUGUAGAGGACACACAAGAAGUCAACGAACAACCAACCAAAGAGGUAUCAAAAGAAACCACAGAACAAUCCACCGAAGAAUUACCAAAAACUGAUGAGCCCCCAACGAUUGAAAUAAACAACGAAAUAACUGAAAAAGAAGAAUCCACUAUAUUAGAUGUCGAUGACUCUUCAAACAGUACAUUUCAAUUAGCACCAGAGUUUGUCGCAGACCACAAUAGCGAUGAAAGCAUCUCAUACUUCGAGACACCCAAGAAAACCAAAACCGUAGAAAUAGCAAAAGAUUCCAGCAUGGAAAUUUCAGAGAGGAAUGACAAAAUCAACAUUGAUUUGAUCAAAAUCGAAAACGCUAAUGAUGAGAAAACUGACUCUGUUGAAACCUACAAGAGUCCGGAGAAAAAACAAAAUGUACAAUUGAAAUUCAGUCCGAAGGUCAAAAAUAAUGAUAGAAUGGAAAUUGACAUAGAAAGUUUCAAGAAUCAAUAUUUGAACGAGGUGGAUGGGAAUUUCAAGUGCAAUUAUAGUCAUAAACAUGAGGAAUCCAGUAGCUCGACACCGAAGUUGAGAACGGCCAUUGAUUUUGCGAUGGAAGCGGCCAAAACAACCAGGAAGCGAAAAUUGAAGAGAAAAAAAUCAUCUUCUAAUAAAAAAAGAAAAGAAUCCCAUUUGGUUCUAAAAUUCGAAGGCGAUAUAUCUAAGAAGAAACUGUCUAAAAGAAGGAAGAAGUCAAAGAAAACUGAAUUGUCCAUCACAAAUGACGAGAUGAGAGUGAAAAUAAGUUUGAAAAGGCAGAAAUUCCGAUUGAAAAUCAUGCAGUCUCGAACUCCCAAAACGCCGAAAACUCUUAAGCAGUACGUCCUGAAGUUCGAUCAGAACGCAUCGGAAAACGCUGUAAUUGAGAAACCGGAAACGGAUGUCGCUCCCAUGAAGAGGAAGUACGUGAAAUUGGAAAAGUCACCCGAUAGUUUCAAACAAAUGUCGCUGCACAGCUUUUUUAAACCAAUAUCACCGAAAAAGGAGCAACAGUAAAGACAUUUUCCAUAUUUUAUUAUCAAUGAACAUGGGUACACUUUCACGAUAAAGUCUAAUGGCUGAACUAAGGCCCGUAUUACAG
Chilo suppressalis (striped riceborer) is the source of this 2841-nucleotide messenger RNA. Lineage: Eukaryota; Metazoa; Arthropoda; Insecta; Lepidoptera; Crambidae. The record is from the annotation of a GenBank genome assembly.